Sitodiplosis mosellana (orange wheat blossom midge) is the source of this 2180-nucleotide messenger RNA. RefSeq names its product synaptic vesicle glycoprotein 2B-like. Lineage: Eukaryota; Metazoa; Arthropoda; Insecta; Diptera; Cecidomyiidae. Gene Ontology annotation, cellular component: membrane. Gene Ontology annotation, biological process: transmembrane transport. The transcript has 10 exons. The coding region runs from base 217 to 1872 and encodes 551 amino acids. Gene Ontology annotation, molecular function: transmembrane transporter activity. The record is from RefSeq and is a predicted model, not a curated record.
GAAAAAUGCCACAUAGUAAUCGUUUGUUCCAUUAAAAUUUGUGUGUUAUCUCAAUCAAAUAAUGAAAAGUAGGAAGAGGAAUCUGUUUUGAUGUGUUGCAAGUUAGUGCGUUUCUUAAGCUUAGUGAAAUAGUCCACAAAUUAGUGUUUUUAGUAUUAAGUAUAUUACUUAUCAUUUAACAUACACGAUAAAUAAUUGGAAAAACACAACCUCAAUAUGGGUCAUUCUGAAGCUGAAAAUGGCCGCAGAAAUUCGGAUGUUCGGCCGCAAAUAUCACGUAAUCAAACAUCCCGUAGAAAAAUACUAUGUAUGGAGGAAGCCAUUUCCAAAACUAAUUUCGGGCUGUUCAACUAUUACAUUAUUUUUGUCAGCGGAGUUAUUCUGUUCGCAUUGGCUAUGGAAACGAGCUCAAUUAUUUAUGUGAUUCCUGUUGCAUGUGACAUGAAUUUGACCACCGGCCAAAAAGGCGUUUUGGGAUCAGUUGUAUAUUUUGGAAUAUUAUGUUCAUCUUAUUUGUUUGGCUACCUCGCGGAUACCAAAGGCCGUCACUGUAUCAUUCAGCCAACAUUGUUUUUAGCAUGUUUUAUGUCUAUUAUUUGCUCAUUUUUUCAAAAUUUCUACGUUUUUAUCGCAUUACGAUUUCUCAACGGAUUUUUUAUGUCUGGUUCCGCAGCGAACAUUUUCGCAUAUUUAGGUGAAUUUCACAACAACAGCAAAAGAGGUCACGCACUUAUUGGUUCGACCGUAAUUUAUAGUGGUUUAUGCAUGAUUAUCCCAUUAACCGCGUAUAGUGUGAUCAAUCAGGAUUGGCAAUUUCAAAUCCCAUUCAUCGAUGUAAAUUAUAGACCGUGGCGUCUCUUUAUGGUUGUAUGCGGUACACCCGGACUUGUAUCAGCUCUACUUCUAUUCUUUCUGCCUGAGAGCCCGAAAUUCGUUCUGGCCCAAGGAGAUAGAGAAGGCGCUUAUCAAAUAUUACGAAAAAUGCACCGAUGGAAUAAUGGGGAAAAGUCGGAAUUUGAAGACUUUGAGAUUCGCGAAGAAAUCGAGUCAAUUAACAGCAGCCAGGGUAUUACAAAGAGCAAUAAAAGUCUGUUGAAAACGAUUUGGUAUCAAACUGUGCCACUAUUUAAGCCACCAUAUCUCAAAUCAACUACUUUGUUAUGUUUAAUUCAAUUUGGCAUUUACGCCACAGGCAAUGGAUUUUUUAUGUUUUUUGGCGAAAUUAUAAAUGGCAUGUCUAUAAAAUUGGAUAGCUUUACUGAGGAUAGAGCAAUGAUGUGCGACGUAAUCAACAUGAAAACAGUGAAUAUGAGUGCAAUCAAAGACAAUGAAAUAGAUUUAGAGGUUUGCAUUGACAAAUUGGAAUUAUCCACAAUAGAGAACGGUUUUAUCUUUGAGCUUUUGUACACCGUUUGCUUAGCUAUUUCUGGUAUGCUUCUUAACAGAGUGGGGAAGUUUCCAGUCACAUUUUUCAUUCUUGUAACAACGGGCCUAAGCGGGAUCGGUUGCAUGUUGACAGAUGUCCCAUUGUUGCAGAUCUCUUUUUACAUUUGGCUCCUGUCGUGUCAAAUGGCAUCGAAUGUCCUAAAUGCAGUUACCGUUGAUUUAUAUCCAACGACUAUGAGAGCAAUGGCUAUAUCGAUUUCAUUAAUGUUUGGACGACUGGGUAGCAUUGCGGGCUCCAAUACGGCUGCCAUUUUAUUGGAUGAUCAUUGUGAAGCUGCAUUCUACUUAUCGGGUUUACUUACCAUAGCAAUGGGCGUACUAGCAUUCUUCAUUCCAAACAUACACAAACGAGUAAAAAACUCUGACGAGCCUGACACUCGUUUAAGUAUAGUAUCAUUCACAGGAUCUGUGAAAAGUUUUCACUGAAACCCCUUUGAAGGAAAGAAGUCAAAGAAUAAUAUUCAAUAAAUACAUAUCAUAGGGAUUUACUAUUUCUAAUAAAUUCAUCGCCAAAAUUUAAAUCAUUUUUUUCUCCAUUGGCUCCUCGUUAACUUCAUAAAAAUCGGCAUUAUGAAGAUUUCCAUUCGCUCAAUGGACAAUUGGACAAGCAACAAUGGAUUUGAAAUUACCAUUGAAACCUUACAAUGCUUUACGAUUUAAUGCUAAUUCUGGUUUGAAAAUUCGUAUUAGAAUAAAUGUAUCUGUCAAAUACUGCGUGUAUCGUGAAAAAGCCA